Molecule: messenger RNA, 4278 nt
Organism: Sycon ciliatum
Lineage: Eukaryota; Metazoa; Porifera; Calcarea; Leucosolenida; Sycettidae
Product: streptococcal hemagglutinin-like
Exons: 16
Coding region: 220-2964 (914 amino acids)
Molecular function (GO): protein binding
Source: RefSeq, a predicted model, not a curated record
CCCCUCUCCUUCCCUACUCUCUCUCUCUCUGUCUAUCUCUAUCUCUGUCGGCAUAGGCAUUGGUUAAGAAAUUGGACAUUUGGCUACAAGUAUUGGCAAGAGUCCCUAGCCAAAAGCAUUGGUUUGUGAUGUGGACAUUUGGCUACAAGUAUUAGCAAGAGUCCCUAGCCAAAAUUCUAUUGACUGCUUGUUGAAUGUCACACCAAGCAAGGUUUCCAGAUGGCAGGCAACCCGUACAAAACAACGGAGUUUGUCUCCAAAAUUCACGUGUGGUUACAAGAUGUUGACCCUGAUCGGCUUCGUCGUCUAGUUCAGAAAGAAGGACUAAUCAGCUUUGACCAACUGGAACGUUUGAGGAAGAUACAAGACCAAAAGGGAACGGCUGAACACAAUGCACAAUUGAUUUCAAUACUUUGUCCUGGAGAGACAAAAUCCUAUCAGGUCUUAUGUUCAGUGAUCCACCAAAUGGGCUACUUUGACCGACACUUGGAGAUGCUUCGUAUUGUAGCUAACCCAGAGCAAGAAUUGCUAUCCAGUGUUGGGCAACCAGAGUCAGCCAACACCAUAGCAACCAGUGCAGACCCAACUGUAAUCAUGCCAACUGAAGACCACCCAACAGCAGCGGCUCCCUCAUCAGGAUAUGCAGCGUAUCAAUCCACUCCAGGGACAACGAGUACAUCGCCACUUGGACAGCAAGUAGCACCACUGUGUCCACCGAUGAAAAGCAGAACUGCAGCAGCAAGACGAGGAGCAGAGGGAGGAGAAGCAGCUGGAGCAACAGCAGCAACAACAAUAGCAGCAGCCGCAGCAGCAGCAGGGGCAAUGGCAGGAGCAGCAGCAACAGCAGCAGUGGCAAUGGAAGGAGCAUUAGCAGUAACUUCAUCAGCAACUGUAUUAACCCCUCAAGCAUCACUCCAGGCAAGGCUUCCAAUUGGAACGGCAAUGCCAGAACGUGCGCAUGGAGCAACAGCAGAGUCAGAACUAGGAGCAACAGCCACAGUAUCAGCUGUACCAGCACUUCAUCAUUGCCAUUAUUCAGGUGCACAACCGCCUAUUGCUCUGCAGCCCGGUGCAGCCUUAGCUUGCUCCUCCACUGGUAGAUCACCAUCAUCAAUGUCAGGUCCUUCUACUACGGCAGAGACUACAUUUGGUCUUAGCCAGACCUGUAUGAGUGCACCCACCCAAGCCACUCCAACACAUCCCAUUGCCAGCUCAGCUAACACUAGCACUGGCAGCUUUACAGCUGAUGGUAAUGCUGCUAGGAGAGGAACUGCAAUGCAGCAGAGUACACAGCAACCAGCGUCAGUCCACCUUGAAAACACGGCACAGCUGGCAGCAGCUGCUGUAGUUUUUUCUUCACUGCCUCUGGAGCCGCAAGCCAAGAGGGCACUACUAAGCAAUGUUGGCAGAGCAUUCACGGAGGAAAUGUCCAGGCAUAUUGACUAUGUGUCAGCUCCAAGUAUGGCUCAUACCAGUCCAGAUUCUCAGGCCUCUUUGCUGCAGAAGUCUCAGUUCCUCCUGGACAGCCCCGAAAUGUCUGAAAGUGACUCACGGUUUUCCGGCUCUGCUGCUAGCUCAGACACCGAAGGAUGGACAAAAGAUGAUCUGCGCAAUGCUAGAGUCACGGUUUUUGUGGACAGCAAACUCAGGACAUCUGCUGACUGUGAUGGAAUUAUCUUGGACAGUUUAUCUAAGCAGCACUUCAAUGAGACCAAUAUCAGAAUCAAAUCGACGAGCAGAAGAAGUGAUCCUGCGCUCACAAGUGUUGAAGGAAAAGGAGGAGAUAUUAGGACAUUGGUCAAAAUCAUCAUCAAUGGAAAACCUGACGACUACACUAAACAUAGGAUCCAAAGGGAAGUGAUUGAGGACCUGGAGGACCUUACCUUCUCCAAGAAUCAAAUUCAGGUCAUCUACAAAGGCGACUGGGAUUCCAUCCAGGUGGUACUGCUGCUACCAAUGAGGACACUGGGUCAUCUACUCUACCUUGCAGUACACUAUCCUGGACUGCUGCGAGGCCUGGAUAUACUUCAAAUCAUUGACAUCUCCUCAUUGACCAUAAUUGACUUUCGAGAGAUAACAGGCAGUGUGGUCUUAGACGAAUUGGCAGAUGAUAAUGAGGAUCUGUCAGAGGACGAUGAUGAGGAUGAAGAUGAGAGCGAGAUAAAUGAGCUGGAGUUUUUGAAGCGCACCAACAUGGCUGACAUUGCUGAGUACCAUAUUUCGCAACGGGAAUAUGAUCUGCUCAACAAUCGAAGUACCGGUUUCCAGUCGGUGCUGGCAGCCAUAAUGAGGUCACACAGGAAAGACAAGAAUUUCAUGAGAGCAAUUAGCGCUGGCAUUGGCAACAAAAUGCCCAGCUCAAAAACACAAAAUCUGAUUGCACUCACACACAGACGAAAGAAGGAACUUGCAGCAUUCCAAGACGGGCUCUUGACAUCGCCGGAACGAAUUGAGAGUCUGACAACAGAGCUGAAGCAAAGUUCAUUUGAGCUGCAUGAUGAGGAGGAAGAGGUAACGAUGAGCCCUGCAAAGAUGCCCAGGAAGACUUGGCUACCACCAGAGCAAAGAAUGAAGAUGUCUGACGAUCUUCUAUCUGCAUCACGACAAGGUGAUCUGAAGAAGAUCGCUGCACUUCUGGAAAGUGGAGCCGACGUCAACUGCUGUAGCCGUGACUGGCGUGGCGACACUCCGUUGCACGAUGCCGCCAGGAGAGGUAACCUCGAGGUGUGUCAAGCGCUGAUCGCUGGAGGGGCCGACUGUAACAUCAAGAAUGAGCGUGGCGACACUCCGUUGCACGAUGCCGCCAGGAGAGGUAACCUCGAGGUGUGUCAAGCGCUGAUCGCUGGAGGGGCCGACUGUUACAUCAAGAAUCAGAAUGGCAUAACACCACUGGACAGAGCGAGAUUCUGGAAACUUCAUGCGGUUGUAGAGCUAUUGGAGAAGGCCACCCCAAAGACAUCAUGAUACCUUUACUAAGUGUAAAGUGGCUAUGCACACACUGCGGGUCAUUUCCUGCCAGAUGUAGCAACAUGGCAGCUAUCUUUCUCUGGCGAAUCCAGAGCUUUAAUCGUCACAUAUGCAUGACUUUGCAUGUAUUUGAGCAAUAGGCAGGUAGGACUGCGGUGUUUUCUGGCUGUCCCAGCCGACAAUGCCAGCGCAUGAUACCAUACAUUUCUAGACAAGCUCUCUUCCAUUUCCUCUUCUCUUCUAAGUAUCUGUUGCAGAUUUUCUUGCACUCUACCCAGUUCUUUACUAGAAGUUACAAUGCUUAUUUUGCGGACAACUAGAAAAGUUAGAAUGUUAGCAAAGAAGUUGUACAAUGUCUCUACAGUAGUGCGUCGCUAGCAUCUCAAUUAGAAUCAAUUGCCAUCCUAUCGGCAGUGGACAAGUUCCAUUUUCAUUAUUUUCUCCUUUUUAUCAAUUGCUCGCUUGACUAAGCUAUUCGGUAUCCUAGCAGCCUUGUGACUUCCAUUGCAAACGGCCACCAAUUUUUUUUUAAUUUUGUUAUACCGCCAUCGGAAGUUAUGGAGACAAGAACUUGAUACUAGGGGGUAAUAAUAUACCGGUAUUUUACUACUCCCUGCUUGAUACUACCGGUAUUAUCAUUAAUCAUAGCAUGUUGCUACAUUUUUCUCUGGUCUGCUGCAGUGUUUACCGAAGUGGUACGCCUUGGCACGUUCGUUGUUUACACUGGCAUGCUCUGAUGCACACGUCCCUGUACGUGUACAUGUAUAUCCUUGUGGAACGAGUAUCACUGACCUUCUCGCAGUGAAUGCACACCUUGUAUUGCUAAUUUUACAUGGGUUUCAUUCAUGUCUCUGCGUAGAAUGUUUCAGCUUUUCACUGAUUUAUAUUAUUGGAGUUAUUGGUGAUUUUUUUCCAAUCAAUUUCACGCUCUUUGUUGGGCACAUCCAGUCGUUAGCCCCUUCAUACUUACUGUGUACAACUCUGAGGAAGCAAAACAGCUUUCAGUGAAGAAUUUUCCAGCUAUGGAAAGCUCGGAAACCCAAUGAAAUACAUGUAUGAGAGAGGUUCCCACUGAGUAGCCACUACGUAAAGUUGAGCAACUUUAGUUGAGCAGCUUUACGCAAAGGGGCGGAGAAAAACCCGUCAACUCGCGAGUUUGCACUCCACUCGGAAAGUGCCCUCUGCUGUCUUGUGCUGUGGACGGGCAUGUGCUCGGGGUCUUGCAGGUCACAUUCCCUGAUCUAGUGAAUCGUGUGGUGCAAUAAUCACGAAUGAACCUUGACUACAUCUCACAUUGAUUAGCCACGCCAC